This is a messenger RNA of Neurospora tetraspora, 966 nucleotides long. RefSeq names its product putative regulator of conidiation. The coding region runs from base 1 to 966 and encodes 321 amino acids. Lineage: Eukaryota; Fungi; Ascomycota; Sordariomycetes; Sordariales; Sordariaceae. The transcript has a single exon. Gene Ontology annotation, biological process: positive regulation of transcription by RNA polymerase II; mitotic cell cycle. The record is from RefSeq and is a predicted model, not a curated record.
AUGUCUAACAUGCCCGACCAACGGAGAGGUCCCUGGUCAGCAGGGGAGGAUCAGCGACUCAUCAAGUUGGUCAAGGACCUAGGACCGGGAAACUGGGUCAACGUUGCCCGCAUUCUCGGAACCAGAACCCCCAAGCAGUGCCGAGAGCGAUGGCAUCAAAACCUGAAGCCAGGGCUGAACCACGGACCUAUGACACAGGAAGAGGCCGCUAUCAUCGUUAGAGAGGUGGAUCUGAAGGGCCCACGCUGGGCAGACAUUGCCAGGAAGCUCCAGGGUCGCAGCGACAACGCCGUCAAGAACUAUUGGAAUGGCCUCAACAACCGCAAGAAGAACCAGCUAAGGAGACAGAGCGCACCAAGACGCGUGUCUGCCUCCGACGUUCUAAGAAGCAGCCCCGGACAACCGCCAAGAGCACACAUGCAGCGCCCCAUCAGAUAUCCCCAGGACAUCUACACGGGAUCGAGGAGGCCAUCCAGCCCCAGCAGCUUCAACGACAGCCUUCAUCACCGCGUCCAUGAGUCCAUCGAGUGGUUCCCUUCUAGGCCGCAGCAGCAGCAACAGCAGCAGGCUCGAUGCACCACUCCCUUCACUCCUUCCUUCCCUCCAUCACAUACCUUCCCCACUACCGAUGGAUAUCAUGAUGGAAACGAGUGCCAAAAUGACAACACUCUGCGGCUCUUGACACCACCUACAUCAAGGCGGCUUGCCCCAUUCAGCACCUUGCCCUCUCCCACUACCUCAUCCAUCGGAGACUUGGAUGAGUUUGAUCGCCGACAGCUAGCGGCUUUCGCACCACCUGCGGCCUACCGUCGUCCCAGUCUUCCUUUCCCUCAGCAGUCAUCAAUGGGAUACUUCCCUUCUGCCACCGAGUACCUCCCAACGGCUCCUAGCUCGCCUAUUGCCUUGGUUCAACGAGACGAGAAGAACCAUGCCAGGAUUCCUGUCACGAGUCUCCUGUGCUCUUAA